Haliotis rufescens (red abalone) is the source of this 1671-nucleotide messenger RNA. Its product is annotated as fibril-forming collagen alpha chain-like. The transcript is spliced from 18 exons. The record is from RefSeq and is a predicted model, not a curated record. The annotation marks the transcript as partial. NCBI's taxonomy places the organism in Eukaryota, Metazoa, Mollusca, Gastropoda, Lepetellida, Haliotidae.
CUCAUAGUCAGUUUGGGGGUCAGAGCUCGACGUAUCCUGGAGUCCUGAUUGGUUAACUUUUUUCUUAGGGUAUAUUAAAACUCGAGCAUAUUCAAAAGACUCUGGUCGCAGUCCUGGAAGGCUGCACGCCAGAAAUUAUAAAUUGUCCUAGGAACCCGUUGUUGCAGGCGGUAACGCUUGCUAGCUCGGCUCUUCCUAGUUAAAAAGAAGCCGUUUCGGCUUCUUACCCAAAGAAAGCAACCAAUUCCACCUAUUUAUUAGUUUGGAUGGUUUAACAGUUUUACGUGUGGGAAGGGACUAUAGAUUGGCGUAACCAUGCGCCUUCAGGAGUGUGUCUGUGUAGUGGUACUUCUGGUUGUUACAGUCGCAGCCGCCCCGGAGAAAGAUCGAGGGUGCACAUAUCUAGGAAUUCAGUACGAGAACGGAGCAGUAUGGCUGCCAAAUAAUGAGGACAAAUGUUUUGAAUGUCUUUGCGACAAUGGCGAGGCUCUCUGUUCCUUCCUUGCCGACUGUGACGGUUACGCCUCCGCCCUCACCGCAGAGGAGAAAAAGAUGAGGGUCAUGGCUGCCGUCACCGGACUGCCUGGUGAGGAUGGAGAACGAGGCCCACAAGGUCCAAAGGGAGAGGCUGGAGAUUCCGGUCCUGAUGGAACUAAUGGUGUCCCCGGACCCCCUGGCUCCCCAGGACAGAGCGAGAUGUCAGCUGACCAGGCUUACCGCCGUUACUACGCCAGCAGGUUCUCCAACAAAGCUGGUGGCGGAGCUGCCUACGGACCUCAGUAUCUUCAAGCUCAAGUUGGACCCAUUGGACCACGUGGAUUGAGUGGAUCUCCAGGACCACCCGGACCCCAAGGAGGCCGUGGAAUCAGAGGUGAAUCUGGAGACAGCGGACCACAAGGAGCCCCCGGAAGUCGUGGACAGCCUGGACCACCUGGACCAAGCGGACCUGAGGGUGACAGUGGACGUAAUGGUGAAGCAGGAGCUCCUGGUGUCCCUGGCGCUAGGGGACCACCUGGCCCAUCUGGCAUGCCUGGACUUCCUGGUGGAAAGGGACACAGAGGUUUCUCUGGCUUCCCUGGAAAACGCGGAGAGCAGGGUAUUUCAGGAGAGACUGGUGCCGUCGGUGCCCCAGGCCCAUCCGGAGCUCCUGGUCCAGUUGGCCCCCGUGGUCAGUCUGGCGAGAGGGGUCAGGAUGGUUCUUCUGGACCUUCAGGUCUUCGUGGUGUUGAUGGCCUGCCUGGACAACCUGGAUCCCCAGGAGCUAUGGGAGGAUCCGGACCUCCCGGAUCUCCAGGAAUGAUUGGAGCUAAGGGUGACGCUGGUGCUAAGGGACCCAAGGGAGGAGUUGGACCCCAGGGUCCUCGUGGAGAGAACGGUAUGCCUGGAGCUGACGGAGAGGAUGGACUGAACGGACCUCCAGGACAAUCAGGAAGCGAUGGCGAGAAGGGUACUGGUGGUGAUCCAGGAGCAGCCGGAUCUCCAGGAUUCCCUGGACCCCGUGGACCCCCCGGACUCUUGGGAAGCCCCGGAUUGCCUGGUCUUAAGGGCGCUGCUGGAUCCCCCGGUCAAGGUGGAUACAAAGGCGAACAAGGUCUGAAGGGUUCCCCAGGUACCCCUGGCGACAGAGGACAACCCGGACCCCCUGGAACCCAGGGAAGACGGGGUGGCCGU